This is a messenger RNA of Symbiodinium natans, 816 nucleotides long. Lineage: Eukaryota; Dinophyceae; Suessiales; Symbiodiniaceae. The record is from the annotation of a GenBank genome assembly.
AUGCAGUUUGAGCAAAUGCUUGCAAGCAUGACGGAGGCCCCAAAGUCAGGAGAGAGAAAGAAGAAGACCGGGCGAAGGGGCACGCGUGUCGUAGAAGGGAAAUGUGAGGACAGCUCUUCACCUGCGCGGAAGCGCUCCCACCCUGGUCCAAGCUCGACGAACCCCGGCAAGGCCAGCAAGAAGGCAGGUAAAGCAAGAACGGCAGACGCCCAGUUCGAGCAAACGCUUGCGAGGAUCACGGAGGCCGCAAGGCCUGGCGACAGAAGGAAAACCGGUGGCAUCAGCACGUGUGCCAUGGAAGGGAAAUGUGAGGACAGCUCUUCACCUGCGCGGAAGCGCUCCCACCCUGGUCCAAGCUCGAGGAACGCUUGCAAGGCCAGCAAGAAGGCAGUGAAAGCAGGAACUCCGGACGCCCAGUUUGAGCGAACGCUUUCGAGGAUGACACAGGCCUCAAAGCCUGGCGAGAGAAGGAAGACCGGCGGCAUCAGCACGCGUGCCAUGGAAGGGAAGUGUGAGGACAGCUCUUCACCUGCGCGGAAGCGCUCCCACCCUGGUCUUAGCUCGACGAACGCCGGCAAGGCCAGCAAGAAGGCAGUGAAAGCAGGAACUCCGGACGCCAAGUUUGAUCAACCGCAUUCGAGGAUGACGGAGGCCUCAAAGCCUGUCGAGAGAAGGAAGACCGGCGGCAUCAGCACGCGUGCCAUGGAAGGGAAGUGUGAGGACAGCUCUUCACCUGCGCGGAAGCGCUCCCACCCUGGUCCAAGCUCGAAGAACGCUUGCAAGGCCAGCAAGAUGGCAGUGAAAGCAGAAACUUAG